Plasmodium coatneyi is the source of this 3864-nucleotide messenger RNA. RefSeq lists its product as uncharacterized. Gene Ontology annotation, biological process: intracellular protein transport; receptor-mediated endocytosis. The coding region runs from base 1 to 3864 and encodes 1287 amino acids. Gene Ontology annotation, molecular function: cargo adaptor activity. The transcript is spliced from 6 exons. Gene Ontology annotation, cellular component: membrane coat; AP-4 adaptor complex. The record is from RefSeq and is a predicted model, not a curated record. Lineage: Eukaryota; Apicomplexa; Aconoidasida; Haemosporida; Plasmodiidae.
AUGCUUGGAUUCUCGGGAUCAUGUCUGUCCAAGGAGUUUUUCGACUUAGCCAAAUCGAUUGGGGAGGCCCGUUCGAAGCAGGAGGAAGACAGAAUCAUAUGCAAUGAGAUCGUUUUGCUCAAGUCAAGGUUUGCCGAUCCGAGUGCGUCAGUAAAACAGAUAAAAGAAUACCUAAUCAGGGCGAUUUACAUCGAAAUGCUGGGGCAUGACGCGUCCUUCGCAUAUAUCCACGCAGUUAAGCUGGCACACGAGAAGAACAUUUUGUGCAAGAGGACGGGCUACCUGUCAUGCAAUUUGUUCCUAAAUAAAGACCAUGAAUUAAUGCUACUUCUAAUUAAUACAAUACAGAAGGAUUUAAAAAGCGACAACCAUUUAGAAAUAUGGGCAGCGCUAAAUUGUGUGUGUAAAUUAUUAAACAGUGAAAUGAUCCCAGCGAUAUUCCCAAUUAUAAAAAAUUUAUUAAAUCAUAAAAAUGAAUUGAUAAGAAAAAAAGUUUGUAUGCUGUUGCAUAAAAUGUAUUUAAUAGAUCCAUCCUUGAUAAAAGAAAUUGACGUUUUUUUGAAAAAGUUAUUGUGCGAUGUCGACCCAUCCGUCAUGGGUGCGUCAUUAAACUUGAUCUUUUGCAUUGCCAAGAAUGACAUUACUUAUUGUAUAAAGUUAGUGCCAUACUUAGUUUCCAUUUUGAAGCAGAUAUGUGAAAAUAAAUUGCCUAAGGAUUAUGAUUACCAUAGAAUUCCCGCUCCGUGGAUUCAAAUUAAAAUACUAGCCAUUUUUAGAAUUCUCGGAUAUUCGAAUAAAAAGAUAUCAGAACAGAUGUACGAAGUGUUACAGAAGACCAUGCAGAGAGCUGACUUUGGAAUAAACGUUGGUUAUGCUAUUAUAUAUGAGUGUGUAAAAACUAUUGCUACGAUAUACCCAUCUCAUCAUUUGCUAGAGUUGGCAUCUCUGUCCAUAUCAAGGUUUAUCUCCUCAGAUAAUCAUAAUCUUAAAUACGUUGGGGUGACGGGGUUAGCUCUGAUUGUGAAAAUUAACCCUAUGUAUGCAUCGAAGCACCAGCUAGCUGUGGUAGACUGUUUAGAAGACAAAGAUGAAACGUUAAAAAUGAAAACGCUAGAUUUGUUAUACCAAAUGACGAACCCUCUAAAUGUUAAAGUAAUUGUGGAUAAGCUUUUAUUUCACGUGGAGAAUUCGCUAGACAUUCAUUUUAAGCAUGACUUGGCGUGCAAAAUAAUUCAGUUAAUUGAAAGGUACACUCCAGACGAUAUAUGGUUUUUAAAUACAAUCAAUUCUUUGUUUCUAUCCGUGGGUGAAUUACUCGAUGAGAGUUAUUCGUACUCCCUUAUUAAGCUUCUGAAGGACAGCUCCAUAUGCCUGGAUUCGGACUCAGGUGAUGAUUUGGUUCGUAGCGAAGUGAAUGAGGAGGAUAGUGUUGGGGAUGGCAAUAACCUGAACCGUGACAAUAGUAAUGUACCUUACGCAAAUCAAGGGGAAAGUGCAAAUGCGGCUUAUUUGAACAUUGCAGAGGUGGGCAGUAAGGGGGAGAUGAUGAGUGAGCCUACACCCACAGUCAAAGAAGGUGUUAGCAGCCAUCCAGAUGAUAAACCCAAUUGUGGAAAUUAUGACUUAGGGCAAAAUGAUGUAAAUGUGCCACUUGAUGACAGUGAUAAGGUACUUAUGUUGGGGGAGAUAAGAAAUGAUGGAAAUAGCGGUGGAUACGCUGGAGAUAACAGCCAUACUGGUGAGAAGCACAUUAGAGGAAAAUCCAAUCGGAAGAACGAUCAAAAUCAAUUAAAGGGGGACAAAAAAAUAAACGAUGAUGUGUACAAUUUGAGGAAGUAUGCUGUGAAUACCUACAUAACCAUGCUGGAAAAUAACGAGAAUAUUCCCUUCAUUUUGAUGCAAAUAAUUUGCUGGGUGUUGGGAGAGUAUAGCUACCUGUGCGAUAUAGAAAAUUACACAACUGAAGAUAUCAUUGAUUUGUUGUGUGAAUGUCUGGAGAAAACUUUUAACAACCCAGAUAGAGUAAAGUCCUGCAUAAUUACAGCCAUUUUUAAACUGUGUUGCUUCAACAAUAUAACCGACCAUGUCGUUGCUAAGAAGUUAAUCGAGAAAUACAAAAACAGCAGACUUACCGACAUGCAACAGAGGUGCUACGAAUAUAGUUCCAUUUUAAAUAACCCUACUUUAAUGAAAAAUGUAUUUUCAAUAUCGAGUAAGCAGAAAAUCGUCAUGGAUGAAAAUUUGUCCUUUUUAAAUCCCUUCGUGGAUAAAUAUUUGGCAAGUGGGGGGAAGGCUUACAUAAAGAAGGAAUUAAGGGAAACAGAAGCAAAUUUCGAAUCCGCUAAGAACAGCGUUCCUGUGCUCAAUUUCACACCAUAUGAAUUACCAAUCAAUAACAGAGUGCAUAUUGAUACCUUCCACACGUCCAACAGCGGCUCUGCUUAUGAAAGGAGUUACAAGUAUGACACACCAGCGCAUGUUUCGUUAGAGGAUAGAACAUCUAACCUGAAUGAGAGGGAAAGAACAUUUAAGCUUAAUGUGGUGGGCCCUAAAAAAUGGACAAAGGAAGCGUGCAAAAUGGAAGGGAAGAAUAAUAAUGAAAAAAAUAGCCUCAAAAAUGGCAAGAAAAAGAAAAAGAAAAAAAAAAAAAAAAAGGACAACCAGUCAACCUAUCAGUUGGAAGGUAGCCAUGAAAAUGUGAACAGAAAUAAAGUAGGAAAAAAGAGUGGGCAAAAAGGACUUUCUAAAUUUAGCAACACGCAGGGAGGAAUUGAACAAGAAGAGGAGGAACAAAACAAUGAUGAACUUUUUUAUGAUGGAAAAUAUGGUGGACAGGAAGGAGAAGAUGACGACGACGAGGGAGACGAAGAGGAUGACAACGAAGAAGACAACAGUGAUGAUGAUGACGACGAAACGGUGGAAAAUGAAGGAAACUAUGACGACAAUGGCCAACCAGGGAGUGACGGAGGAGAGAAUGAAAAAAGAAUGGAUAGCUUAGGAGACUACUACGAUCAGAAUUACGAAAGGUUUGACGAAAGAGAUAUACACAAUUUAGGGGAUUACAAGCCCGACCAUGAAAACCAGAGCAAUAACAAUAACAGCCCUUUUUACAAACAAGAAAGCUCCCACUCGAAUAGCAACGCAACCGCAACACGUAAUGAGCUAACAGAGAAGGAAAAAAUGGCGGCUGCUCUUUUUAAUGGUCUACUGUCGAACAAUUCUUCAGUUGACUAUUCGAGAAAUAAUUACUCUUCCAGUUUUUCAAGUAAAAAAAGCCACUCAUUAUUGUCCAAUAGGAAUUAUUUUUAUUCCAAAUCGGAUGAGAGCAGGAAUGAUGAAAGGGGAAAACACUUUUUUGAGGGAAGAAGUUCGAGCAAAUUUCAAGGAGAACCUCCUGCAUCGAGCAAUCAACAGGUGGACAAGAAAAACUCUUCGUCGAACCUUUUGGGAAACGAUUCAAACAAUUUGGAUGAAAUGAGAAAAUCAAAGUGUGCAUUUGAUAUUCUAGAUUUGAACGAACCUUCUGGUAAAGGGGACCUCAUGAAGGAAGAAGAGGAAAAUAGGAGCUGUAAAGAGGAGGACAAAAAUCUGUGGAACACCAUCAGCAGUCAGAGGAAGGCCGUUUUUUUAAACUCGACAACGUUAAGCAUAUUUCAGAUAAUUAAAAAAAUUGAGAACAACCUAAACGCCAACGUGGUGGAAGUCAGCAAAAAGGAAGCCCUAAUGUCCUGCAUUUAUAGCAGCAACAAAGUGUUGGUAAAAAUCAAAAUAGAGGAAAUAAAAUUAGUUUUUUUAGUGAAGUCCGCUGAAAUUAGCAUAAUUGACAGCGUCUUUGACAUUCUGAGAAAUUUGUUUCACGUAUGA